Messenger RNA from Oncorhynchus gorbuscha (pink salmon), 2273 nucleotides. RefSeq names its product scrapie-responsive protein 1-like. The record is from RefSeq and is a predicted model, not a curated record. Lineage: Eukaryota; Metazoa; Chordata; Actinopteri; Salmoniformes; Salmonidae. The transcript is spliced from 3 exons. The coding region runs from base 850 to 1152 and encodes 100 amino acids.
AAUUACUGUAAUCUCUUUUGAAAAUUCGACGUCAACUGCCUGUAUUCAAUGGAUACAGACGCUACAUUUACUGGCCUCAUGUAAUGAAUAUGCAUAGCCAUCUCGAGACAACACCCAUAUAAAGUGUUUUUUUUCUAAAAAUUUCCGGGAUGUCACGUGCCCUGCUUAUAUCAAUUUAACCACUCGAAAACUAUUACUGGAUUAAAUAAACCUACCAUAGCAAAUAAGCCAUAAAUGUUUUUGGUUGACCAAAUUCAACACUCUCAACUCUUUGCUUGGUGGGCGAAACAACGAAAAAACGCCACCUACUGAAAGGAGACAUCUUUCCGCCGAGUUGGGCAUCUCUAUUCCUCUUCCUCUCUGUCCUAAAUCACACAGGCGGAACAGAUACACAAAUGAGUCGUUAUGAACCCGCGUUACCGCUCGAUGCAAGCCAUUUUGAUCUACGGUGUCCACAGGUCGAUUUUAUAAGCGAACGUGUCUGUCGGAACCGGUACCAGAACCACGCAGGUCCUCUAUGCGUGGGACUUUACAUCUUUAACAUGGCAUAAAUCAUGGCAAAAUGUAUCCAAUUGCAGGAAAUGAGCUUUUAAACUGCACAGCCCAUAAUAAAAUGUGUAGAAUUGCAGGACAUUGCAAUAAACAGUUCUGUAAAGCAAACAUAUUUGUUUGCGUUUUGUUAAUAAAUAAAUAAAUAUUCUAACAGACCCCGCUGUACAUAUUAAAGGUUUUCAUCUCGGUGCUGAGUUAAUGUGUAGUGGCAAAUUGUAGAUCUAUAGGCUACGUGUUUUGUUGAUCAACUGAGGUAAAUUAAGCUACAGCAACCAAUGUGAUAAUGGCUUGAUCAAAAUGAAGGCACUACUCAUUGCUGCAAUUCUCUUGGUUGGACUGUUGGCAAUGGGCAGCGAGGCCAUUCCAUCAAACCGCUGGUCCUGCUACAAGAAAGUCUUGAAGGACAGGGACUGUCGCAAUGUUGGCAUCUCCAACGGAGUUGCGACCAUGCGACCCAUCGAUUCCCUGCAGAACCAUUUCUGGGAGGGGAACAAAUGCGACAUGGUGUGCUACUGUAACUUCAGUGAGCUCCUCUGCUGCCCAAGGGAUGUCUUCUUUGGACCCAAAAUCUCCUUUAUAAUUCCAUGCAAAACCAUCUGAGCCAUCAGUCGUUUGAAUGGACAGUGAACACGGACGGUGCAAUCUUCUGAAUUGAAACAAGAGUAAAGAGUAAAUGGGGCCAAGGGGGAUCGGCCCAUCCAUUCCGGACUACAGAAUUACAUGCAUUUCAUUCUUCACUUGGAGAGAGCUACAACAACGACAAGUUCAGAAGGCUGGAGCUAAAACAAAAGCACAAGCUUUGAAGCUGAAAAGAAAGAGGCCCAUCUUUCACAAUACAUGGGCCUACAAAUAAAAUAGAUUAUUUUCAGUCUCAAAUACAGCACCCAGUAUAUUUAGUAUCUGUGAAGACAAUUCAAUAAAUGCAACCAGUGUCCCUUCUUUGCCAAGGCUACAGUUCAACACUUGUAUAUCUGACUUGGCAGACCCUUCAUUUGGCAUUUGCAAUGAUGUGACACCCCCAUUAUCUACACCCAAACGUAAACAGAUAGUUGUAGUACAGUAAUACCACGAGUGUGCCUUUAUAUUGAGUUGUUGCACAUCCAUAAAUAUUAUUCAAUAGUUAAUAGUAUGCUAUUCAUGAAAGACAUUCCAUGUUAUAUUCAAGGCUAUUAAAUGCCAUAAAUGUCAGCAGGAUCAUAAAAUGUGAUGUGAUGAGCCUAUGAAAGUUGAUUUUACAUGGCUGAAACAAGUAGGCUGUUCAACUGUGUUGUAAAUGUCUUUGCAAAAUGAUUAUAGUACUGUGUGUGUUACUAGGCCUAACUAACUGUAAGUCCUUCUGGAUCAGAGUGUCUGCUAAAUGACUAAAAUGUGAAUAACAUAGCACUACAGAUCACCUAGACUGGUGGAGCUGUUUAAACAAGUUGUUCUACUGCUCCAUGACAUCUCCCUGUACUUAUCCAAUGAUUUUGUGUCAAUUACAACACUGUAUGUGAGACUAUUAGUAAACAGAUCGGUUUGAGUGUUAUUUUGCCUGCAGGCCUUACUUGUUGUAUUAUGUAUGGAACCACCUUUGUAGCUCAUGUUUCCUUUGUGAGCUUGUUAUGUUUCAGUUUGUUGUUGAUAAACAUGCUUUUGUCAGUCAGUUGCAAAACAUCACUGAUUAAUAUUGUUGUAAUUAGAAGAGAUUGUUCUACUGCUCUAUGUAAACAAACUCAAUUAAG